AUGUCCAAGUCAAAGGCACCCCUCCUCAUCGGCCUCACCGCCGCUGGUGGUAUCGGAUACUACCUCUACGGAGCUGGCGGCAACGCCACGGUAGCCCAGAAGAACGCUGAGGCCGAUGCCCACAAGCUCUCCGCAAAGGUCAAGAGCGAGAUCCCCGGCCGCGCCAACGAGGCCGAGAAGAGGGCCGAGAGCUAUGGCGCCCAGGCCGGUGCCAAGUUUGACAGUGCUGCCAGCACCCUGAAGAAGGUGGACGAGUUCGACCGCAAGGUGGAGCAGAAGACGGCAGAGGCCAAGAGCGGCAUCUCCAGCUGGUUCGGCGGUAGCAAAUAA
Neoarthrinium moseri is the source of this 330-nucleotide messenger RNA. RefSeq lists its product as uncharacterized. The record is from RefSeq and is a predicted model, not a curated record. The coding region runs from base 1 to 330 and encodes 109 amino acids. The transcript is spliced from 3 exons. Lineage: Eukaryota; Fungi; Ascomycota; Sordariomycetes; Amphisphaeriales; Apiosporaceae.